CAGCUCUCUGGAUAACUUUCCUUGGAUGGGGCUGAGCUGCAGUUUCUGACGUAUGUUGUACUGUGGAGCUGUAACUGGUUCGUAACUGUGUUGAGUGACUGCCCCUCCUCACACAUACUGAGCUGAGUCUCCAACCCAGAAAGCAGCUUCAGUCUGACCCACACUCCAUCUUAGUACUUUGCUACUCUAUAAGAGAGAAGGGCUUACAGAAGCUCACCUCCAUGGGCAUAGGGGAUUAUGUUUGCAUCACAAUUGAUGGCGGUCCACCCUGGGGAUUCAGAUUGCAAGGUGGCAAAGAGCACAAGCAGCCUUUACAGAUUUCAAAGGUGCGGAAAAAAAGCAAAGCCUGCAAUUCUGGAUUGUGUGAAGGAGAUGAACUCAUUUCAAUCAACAGUAAGUCUUGUUCAGAAUUAACCCAUUCAGAAGCCAUGCAGCUGAUCGAUGGGGCAAGUGAUACCCUGCAAAUUCUCAUUAAAAGAUCCAUCAGUGAGAAAGCUGAUGAGCCACAGUAUACAGUAAAUGAAGAAACAAGAAGCAGAGAAACCGUAGAAACGACACUACAAAUCGCCGGAAGGAAAGCAUCAGCCAAGCAGAACCUUCCUUUUGAGCUUUACAUCUCUGAGUCUCAGGACGAGGCUUACUAUGGAGAGACAGAAAGUGACACAGAUGUUUCGGGGAAAAGAGAAGAGAGACAGAGCAGCUCAAGGUUGUUAUUAAAAGAAUGUGGCAGCCCUGGGGAAUUGCUAUUGCAAGGUACCUGCCGUACGGAGCAGAGAAGAAACCAGCACUCAGGCAUGGUGGAAUUCCAAGUGUCUAUUGCUCAAGGGAUGGAUGGUGGUCCAGAGACAUCUGCUGUCACUGUCACUGGUUUGGAUAAAAUCAAUUCUGCAACCGUGGAUGAAAAUCUGCUGCAAAAAGAUAACAAGAAUAAUGAAUUAGCUGCAUCAGAGACAGAUGAAAAUGCAGCAGUCCAGAUAGCCUCUGCUACCAAGCUACUCCAGAGCAAGAUUGAUAAAAAGGUCAAGCUGGUUGAUAGUGAGGUUCAAAUGGAUUCCUAUCAGUCCAGGAUGGAUCUGUUUCUGGAUUCCUCUGACAGAGAAUACAGUGGAAAGGAGGCCUCCACGUCUGAAGUUGGCAGUGGCUGUGCUGACUCUCAGGCUGAAGAGGGAUGGUCAAAAACUGAUAGCACGCCUCCUUUCCCUAUUGGAAUUUCAUCAGAGGGAACAGAGCACGGGUCAGAAGGGACACACUCAGGAAAGGAUUUGGCAAGAACCCACAAACACCGUGCAAGGCAAGCCAAAAUUCGUCGGAGUGAAAGUCUGUCAGAAAAACAGGUUAAAGAAGCCAAGUCAAAGUGUAAAAGCAUUGCCUUGCUCUUGACGGCAACUCCAACACCCAGCUCCAAGGGGGCGUUAAUGUUUAAGAAGCGUCGCCAGAGAGCAAAGAAAUAUACUUUGGUGAGCUACGGGACUGGAGAGUUCGAUCCCGACGACGAUCAAGAGGACUCCAUAGAAUUCACUUUGAUACCAACCAGUGACUCUGAUCUUGACGAGGACUUUUGUGCCGAUGUCAACUCAGCCCAGGUUGUGACAUUUGAUUGGGACAUAGGCCUUGUGGAAGUUGAGAAGAAGGAGAAGAGUGAGAAGGAAAUGCAAAGGUUGCCAGAUACCAAGGGCAAAGGUGCCCUACUGUUUGCCAAGAGGAGACAGAGGAUUGAUCAGUACACAGCCGAACAAGAAGAAAUGAAGAGAGCAGGGGCAUCUGAAGUUGCCUCCGCUCAAUGUAUCACAGCAGAAAAUUAUUACCAAACCAGUAAAAGCAGUGUUAACAAUUCAACAUUCACAAUUCAAAAUCAUACCUCAGAAAAUUAUGUUGAUGUGAGUAAGUUCCAUGGAAUUGAUAAUGUCAAAGGAGUCAGAGGAAGAUCCAAAAUGGUUCACCAGAAUGUGAAGGCCCCUGAAGACAACAGAGCAGGGGCGACAAACAGAACAGCUACUCCAUUCCCCGGUGUGUCGAAUCGAGCUGCAGCUCCUUUCUCUCCUACGAGAAGGGCAAUGAGCUCCAUGUCAGAUUUACCUCCCCCACCCAGCUAUUCUUCCAUCAACCAGCCACCAGCUGACAACAUCUACCACGCUACCUCUCCUCCUUUGGUUACCAAUGCUCAACCCGCCAUUUGGGCUCCAACAGGAAUUGCUGGAGAGCAAAUAGCAUCAAGAGAUGAGCGGAUCUGCGUGCCUGCGAUAAGAACAGGAAUCCUACAAGACGCCAGAAAACGGAACACCGCUAAGCCAAUGUUCACUUUUAUUGACCGUCCUAAGGUAGCUCCAAAUCCAGAACUGCUUUCCAUGGUCAAAGGUAAGACAGACAAACGUAAAGGAAUAGAUCAGCCUGGUGGAGGUUUUGAGUCAGGACCUGAAGAAGAUUACCUUAGUUUAGGUGCAGAAGCAUCAAAUUUUUUACAGACCCCUGCUCUAAAGCAGAAGACACCUCCGCCAGUCGCACCAAAACCAACUGUUAAGAGCCCUCCCUCUGGGGCUAUCCCAAUGUUACCGCCGUUACCAUCUACAGAAGCAACCCAUGAUCAAGCUCCAGACAAACCUUCCGAAAGCACUAAUCAGACGGCAGUAAUGUUUCAUUUGGUUCAACCUGUUAAUACCUGCUACCAGCCCCAAGGUGUUACUAACCAGUUUACAUCUUCAGCAAGAUCCCGAUCAGUAGCAUCAGCACAUUCAUAUGCUUCAAAAACACAUCUCACUACUCCCAUAGCAAAUUCUGCAGCAGCUGGUGGUAUGGGUCCAGCCUAUGAAAUGCCAGCUUUGAAAGGUAAAGGAGCACAGUUAUUUGCAAGAAGGCAGUCUCGAAUGGAGAAAUUCAUAGUAGACUCAUCAACGGUCAAGGCCAGACAAGCACGAGCAGCAUCCCCUACCCCUUCCAUGCCGGCAUCUUGGAAGUAUUCAUCUAAUAUAAGAGCACCUCCCCCUUUGGCUUACAAUCCUAUUCACACUCCAUCUUAUCCUCCUGGUAUUUUGAAAGCACAAACACAAUCUGCAUCUUCAUCUAAGUCAAAUAAAGGUGCUAAGGGUAAACCUGCCAAAAAACCUCUCAAUGCUUUGGAUGUCAUGAAGCACCAGCCGUAUCAAAUUAGUGCAUCUUUGUUCACUUUUUCCUCCACUCCUGAUGCUAAAGCACCGCUAUCCACAAGCUUACCACCUCCUAUGCAAUCUGUAAAGCCUGAUCCUGUUCCACUUCAACCAGUUAAUGCUACAUAUCCUGUUUCUAAGAGUGUCUCAUCUGUGCCAACAGGACCGUCUAUCAACCAAGCUAAUACAGCAUCUGCUGAUGAAGAGUAUACCCAUUCUUCUGGGAGGAAUGUCUUUGUGCCUCCAGGUUAUACAUCAUACGCAAAGCAAGAGUCCUCAGCUCUCUCAGUUGCAAUGGCACCGAGGCCCAAGUUUUCGGCAAGGAAAACUGGAGUUACAGCACAGAUGCAGGCACGUGAUUUCAGACCUAUCAAAGCACCAGAAAAGCUAUGUUCUGGAGCACAAGCAAUGCGAAAAUCAGCAACUAAUAUACCGGACACAUCUUUUAAGAAAGUGACCCCAUGGGAUGCUGCAUCACAGUCUGUGGUUGGUUCAGUGGAGGAGGCGUUUUCCAAGAGAAACAUCCAGUCAUCGAUAGCAAAGAAUAUUGUUUCAGCAGCACGUCGAAAAACAUUACCUGAACCUCCAGAAGAAUGGAAAGCUCGAGUGGCAUAUGUCCCACCACUUCCAAGCAGUUACUCAUCUUUAUCCACUUUCAAUGUCAGAAGACCCUCUAGCAUAACUUCCUCCCUGAAAUCUUCAUCCACUCCAGUGCCCAACAUUCAUGGCAGUUCAAUGCACCAACAACCAUUAAGUUACCAACAAUCUCUAACUGACUCUGACAUGUCCACUGGGGCAUACUCUGAUUAUGAAUCUUCAAGCAAGCAGGUAGCUGGUUCAAAUUAUAACCCCUAUCCCCGAGGCUGGAAAAAACAAAGAUGAAAUGGUUGACGGAUUUUUUCAUGAUGAAGAUUACAACAUGACUUGUAGAUACAGAAAGAAUAAACCCAAAAUUAAAAACAGAAUGAAAUGAGAAGUGAAAUAUUGGUAGACAAAAGAGUAGAAUUUUCCUUGUGGAUAUUACUUUCAGUGUUGUGAUCAGUAGCAAAUUAAGUGUUUUAAUGCAUGCAUUUCAACCAGUUGCCCAGACACAUAUUGUUGCACAUUAUUCAUGAAUGAUCAUGUUGGAUGAUUAGCCAUGAUCAUAUUGAAUGGCAGUGCAGGUUCGAAGGGCCGAAUGGCCUACUCCUGCACCUAUUUUCUAUGUUCUAUGUUUCUAUGAAUGAAGAAUGUUGCACUAAACAAAAUGUAUCUGCAUAAGAAAUAGAGUAUGAGAUUAAGCUCUUAGUAUGAGAUCUAUGCACUGCAACAUUAACCAUGGUAUUAUCUUCAUUAAGAAAACCAACUGCCAUAGAUCCGACAGGGAAAAUAGGUGAACUGAAUAAGGCCGAAACAACCUUAACCUAUUCUAAUUUUUAUGCCUUUUAAUUGUACACUCCUCAGUUCACAUUGGAAAAUUCACAGCAUUAGGGAAUUAUGAAGGCACUAUAACGUAUACAUAGAUCUAGCUCUCUUGGUAAAGUCCUACAAUUGACCUGAAGGAUUACAAUUAUAUUAUAUGAUAUAGAAACCUACUGAAGUUAGUGGGUUAAGGACACAAAAGUUGGGAAAGUGUUUGUGGCUUGGAACACCAACUAACAAUUCUUAUUUAGAAUUGUUUGUCUACUAUUUCCAUCCCAGAUGAGGCGACCUCUAUCCAUUGCAACAUGAGAAAGGAAAUCAAGUGAGCUCUUGCCCUCUCAGAGAGAAGGUGAGAAGGUGUGAUGUGGUAAGAAAGCAAUGCUCACUAUUUUUUUAGUUCUUGGGAAAAGCGCAUAAUUAUACAGAUACAUCAUGGAUGUAGCAAUUUGUAAAUGAUAGCAGUUUCUGAGGACAUUUUUUAGAGAAUGAAUAAACAGAACACAGUGCCAAUUAGAUGGUAUAGAUACAUGAGAUUUAAUCUACUGGGCAAACAGAAAUGCUGAGUUUUUCUGGUUUAGAUAUAAAUCAUUCUUGGAAUCAUGUUAGUUAAAAUAAGAAACAAACUUAGCUUAUUAUGUUGGCCACAAGCUAUAAUGUAUGGUAUUGGCUAGAAAAAAUAUUAGGAACAUUAUAUAUAUUUACAUCUUUCUGCUAUUAAAUCUAUUCUGUUACAAUACAUAAUAAAGUGUAUUGUGGAGAGUCGUAGGAAAGUCCUAUAGUAAUAGUUGCUUGACUAGAAGGUAAUAUUUUAUCAUGUCCCACAAACAUGCAUUUUCCUUUAAAUUUAGUUAACUAUUAUUCUGAAACAGAACUAAAUGUGAAUACACAAAUGUAAUUAGACUUUUGUACAGUGUAAUGGUAGGAAAUCUGAGAAUGAUGUUGUAAGCAUUGGCAAUAUUAGAUUUAGAACAGCUUUGGAAGUGAAUAAGGGGUAAGCCAUUUGGAACGGAGAUGAGGAAACACUUUUUCUCACAGAGUUGUGUGUGGAAUUCUCUGCCUCAGAGGGCAGUGGAGGCAGGUUCUCUGGAUGCUUUCAAGAGAGAGCUGGAUAGAGCUCUUAAAGAUAGCGGAGUCAGGGGAUAAGGGGAAAAGGCAGGAACGAGGUACUGAUUGGGGAUGAUCAGCCAUGAUCACAUUGAAUGGCGGUGCUGGCUCGAAGGGCCGAAUGGCCUACUCUUGCACCGAUUGUCUAUUGUCUAUUGAAUGAUAUGUAUGUGUAAUGUGUUUUGAGAUGGGCGGUCAGAGUAAAGGUGAUGAAUCCAGUUUUGUAAAAGAUAAAUUAAGCUGUGCUUAAGGUUCUGCACAUCCAAAAUAUACCAUUGGUCAAUCAACCUGCAGUACAAGAAAAAUCCACGUGCACCUCACUGUUUCACGAGUUGUUGACAUAAAUUCUAGUGCACCCCAUCAACAAAAGUCUAUUUUUAGGUAAUGUUAAGCAUCCUGAAUUUUUCAGUAUUUUCUGCUUUUGUUUUACAUAAAAAUAAAUUACAGAAUUCAGUUGAGAAAUCUAUUAUUGUGUCUUAUCUUUUUGUACAUUGCUUUGGUCUCUCAGCAUUACAUGUGUAAAGUUUAUGUUAAAUAUUAGGGCUUCAAAACUGCUUAAAAAUAAUUCAGAACAAUACAAAUGUGAUCUAUUUGCCCAUCACUUGUGCAAUUCUCCAUAUUCUCUAUAUUCCUCCUUUUCUUGAAAACAAUGGAAAUAAUGACAGACACAUGAAACAUGUAUAAUCAAGUCCUUCACAUAUCUGCUCUGUUACAUUUAUUUUUGUUUUCAGCUUAAUGCCAUGACAUAGGAAUGUUGAAGAGAUAUUACAUAGAAAAUAGGUGCAGGAGGAGGCCAUUCGGCCCCGAGCCAGCACCGCCAUUCAUUGUGAUCAUGGCUGAUUGUCCCCUAUCAAUAACCCGCCCCUGCCUUCGCCCCACAUCCCUCGACUCCACUAGCCUCUAGAGCUGUAUCUAACUCUCUCUUAAAUCCAUCCAGUGACUUGGCCUCCACUGCCCUCUGGGGCAGGGAAUUCCAUAAAUUCACAACUCUCUGGGCGAAAACGUUUUUUCUCGCCUCAGUUCUAAAUGACCUCCCCUUUAUUCUAAGACUGUGGCCCCUGGUUCUGAACUCGUCCAACAUUAGGAACAUUUUUCCAGCAUCUAGAUAUAGUCCAGUCCAGUCCAUUCCUUUUAUAAUUUUAUAUGUUUCUAUAAGAUCCCCCUCAUCCUUCUAAACUCCAGUGAAAGCAAGCCUAGUCUUUUCAAUCUUUCCUCGUAUGACAGUCCCGCCAUCCCAAGAAUCAAUCUCGUGAACCUACGCUGCACUGCCUCAAUCACAAGGAUGUCCUUCCUCAAAUUAGGAGACCAAAACUGUACACAAUACUCCAGAUGUGGUCUCACCAGAGCCCUAUACAACUGCAGAAGAACCUAUUUACUCCUAUACUGAAAUCCUCUUGUUAUGAAGGCCAACAAUCCAUUAGCUUUCUUCACUGCCUGCUGUACCUGUAAGCCAACUUUCAGUGACCGGUGUACAAGGACGCCCAGGUCUCGCUGCACCUCUCCCUUACCUAACCUAACCCCAUUGAGAUAAUAAUCUGCCCCCUUGUUUUGUCGCCAAAGUGGAUAACCUCACAUUUAUCUAUAUUAUACUGCAUCUGCCAUGCAUCUGCCCACUCACUCAACCUGUCCAGGUCAUCCUGCAACCUCCUAACAUCCUCUUCACAGUUCACACUGCCGCCCAGCUUUGUGUCAUCCGCAAACUUGCAAUCCGCAAAUAUUGUGCGUAAACAUACAACCAUCAGGUAAUUAAGAAAAAAAAUAGUUUCUUGUGUCUUUAUAUUUACCAUAUUUUGUGCACUUGUAUUGUUAUUCUUAUGUAAUCUAUGGCACAGUUUAAAUUCAGUCAAUGUUUUACUUUAUUAUAAUGCUUAUAUUACUGCAUAUGUCUCAGAUCUAGUUAUGCACUGAAACUUAUCAUACAUGGCAUGUCACAAUUUUAAAAGCCAAGUUUGCAGAAAUAUUUGUAUUUUAUUGCAAUUUUGUCAAUUAUUUUGCUGAUUCAAAAAAUGGUACAAAAUGUUCCAGAGCAUUUAUUUGACUUGCACAAUUGACUUUAAAAAAACCCUGUACUACUACAAAACGCUUCAAAAUAAAACAUCUUGUUACCAUAUCAUUAUUGAAACUUUUUUCAUAAACAAAAAGGAAUGUGAUUUUAAUUCUGCAAUAUCACAAAAUGUCAAAAGUUCAUAAAAAUUCAAAUACACUUUCACUUUAUAAA
This is a messenger RNA of Leucoraja erinaceus (little skate), 7863 nucleotides long. RefSeq names its product synaptopodin-2-like. Gene Ontology annotation, cellular component: actin cytoskeleton; Z disc; nucleus. Bases 222 to 4022 code for a protein of 1266 amino acids. Lineage: Eukaryota; Metazoa; Chordata; Chondrichthyes; Rajiformes; Rajidae. Gene Ontology annotation, molecular function: actin binding. The transcript is spliced from 5 exons. Gene Ontology annotation, biological process: positive regulation of actin filament bundle assembly. The record is from RefSeq and is a predicted model, not a curated record.